GGCUGUAGACCCUGCCCCGCGGCGCUGUGCGGCUCGGUAAGACCCGCCGACGGGUCUGCGCCGGGUGCUGGGGGGAUGCUGAGCCUUAUGGAGGUCGGCGGGUCCUUGCUGGAGCGGGUGGCCGUUGGAAAUCCCAUCUCCCUGCUGCUGGCUGCCUCCGCCUUCGCGCUGAGCCUCGGUUACCUGUUCCAGCUGGGCUACCGACGACACGUCGGGUCUGAUCGGAGGAAAUACCCACCUUAUAUUUCAUCCAGCAUCCCAUUCCUUGGACAUGCAGUUGCCUUUGGAAAAAGUCCCAUUGAAUUUCUGGAAAAUGCUUAUGACAAGUACGGGCCCGUGUUCAGUUUCACUAUGGUUGGCAAGACAUUCACAUACUUACUGGGCAGUGAUGCUGCUGCUCUCCUCUUCAACAGUAAAAAUGAAGAUCUGAAUGCAGAGGAUGUCUACUCUCGCUUAACCACGCCAGUGUUUGGCAAGGGAGUUGCUUACGACGUCCCCAACGCGGUGUUCUUGGAACAGAAGAAGAUGCUCAAAAGUGGGUUAAAUAUUGCCCAGUUUAAACAGCACGUGACUGUGAUUGAAGAAGAAACGAAGGAGUAUUUCAAAGCGUGGGGAGAGAGUGGAGAGAAAAACCUGUUUGAAGCCCUUUCAGAGUUGAUCAUUUUGACAGCAAGUCAUUGCUUGCAUGGGAAGGAAAUCAGAAGCCUUCUGAAUACCAAGGUGGCUCAGCUCUACGCUGACUUGGACGGGGGCUUCACUCAUGCUGCCUGGCUGCUACCAGGCUGGCUGCCUUUGCCCAGCUUCAGGCGCCGAGAUCGAGCGCACAGAGAGAUAAAGAAUAUUUUCUACAAGGUCAUUCAGAAACGCCGAGAGUCUGAGGAAAAGGAGGAUGACAUGCUCCAGACACUGCUUGAUGCUGCAUACAAGGACGGCCGCCCGCUGACGGAUGAUGAGAUUGCCGGGAUGCUCAUCGGGCUGCUGCUGGCAGGGCAGCACACAUCCUCCACCACCAGCGCCUGGCUUGGCUUCUUCAUAGCCAGGGACAAGGCCAUACAGGAGCAGUGCUACACAGAGCAAAAAGCAGUCUGUGGGGAUGACCUGCCACCCUUAACUUACGACCAGCUAAAGGAUCUCAGUUUGCUGGAUCGCUGUCUGAAAGAAACCUUACGGCUUAGACCACCAAUCAUGACCAUGAUGAGAAUGGCCAGGACUCCCCAGACUGUUGCAGGCUAUGACAUUCCCCCCGGCCAUCAGGUCUGUGUGUCUCCCACUGUUAACCACAGACUGAGGGACUCCUGGGAAGAUGCUCUGGACUUCAAGCCUGACCGGUACCUGCAAGAGAACCCAGCGGCUGGGGAGAAAUUUGCCUAUGUUCCGUUUGGGGCUGGCCGUCACCGUUGCAUCGGAGAGAACUUUGCUUAUGUGCAGAUUAAGACCAUUUGGUCCACUUUGCUUCGCCUGUACGAGUUUGACCUGGUCAAUGACUAUUUCCCAACCAUAAAUUACACCACAAUGAUCCACACCCCCAACAACCCCAUUAUCAGAUACAAGAGGCGGUCAUUGUGAGGUGGGGAGCUAAAAAUGUCACUUUAAGCUGUGUCAACUGACAGACUUUUCAAUAAAACCCUGACAAAAUGAGUGGCAAAUAGAAACUUUGGUGCCUGCAGGUAGGAAAACAACAUUUUACCAACUGCAAACACUUUGGGCAUCUGUUUGCCCCUGGCCUUGAAUGGUGCCGUGUGUUACUGCUUGUUCUACAGCAAGUAUUUUUAAGAGGAAAUCUCUCUUUUCUAUUGGUGUAACACUUUUAAGGUGCAUGCUAACUGUCCAUGGUGAAGAAACAUGUCAUUUCUACAAGCUGAACUCUUGGCUUUUGAAAGAUUACUUCUCAUAAAUUAGUUUGGGCUAGAAGGGACCUUAAAGCUUUUCUGGUUCCAACACCCCUGCCAGGGGCAGGAAUGCCUCCUACUCAACCAGUUUGGUGAGGGCCCCAUCCAGCCUUUGAAGUCUUCAGAGCUUCUCAUUUUCCCCACAUAUCCUUACCUCUGUGUCCAGCUGCUGGAACUGCAUCAGGGAACAGGUUCCAGAAGGAAACACAGCUUUGGUAUUUCUGUUGUUGUUCGACGUGAACUAGGAAUGGUCUUGGCCAAGUCGUGGAAGUGCCUGAAAGCUUAACAACACGUUCACUAAGAUGGCUUUUUGGAGAGCAGCCCACCUCAAUGUCUAACUUGUAAGGUGUUGAGUUCAGAAAGCCCCAGCUUCUGGCAGCAGUGCCUGAAGCAGAUGUGCAAGUGGGAUGAUUAGUUUUGUAAAUAACAUUUGGUAUAAAAUGGUCACUGAUGAAGUGGUAUUGCUGAGUGCUGUCUGCCCUUGCACUGAGCCCAGCAGGGGGUCAGUGCUCUUUGCUGGUGAGAAAUGGUUAUGAGCUCUGCCUCACAGCAGCUUUGAAUUAAAUUUCUGAACAAA
This is a messenger RNA of Pogoniulus pusillus (Red-fronted tinkerbird), 2466 nucleotides long. RefSeq names its product lanosterol 14-alpha demethylase. The record is from RefSeq and is a predicted model, not a curated record. The transcript is spliced from 10 exons. Bases 76 to 1566 code for a protein of 496 amino acids. Gene Ontology annotation, molecular function: iron ion binding; oxidoreductase activity, acting on paired donors, with incorporation or reduction of molecular oxygen; heme binding. Lineage: Eukaryota; Metazoa; Chordata; Aves; Piciformes; Lybiidae.